AUGGGUGGUUCAUGUUUUGACUAUUACAAUGGUGGCAUGGUUGAUGCAAAAUUUGUUACAUUGGACUUGGAAUUGGUUGAAAUCAGAGACUAUACGUCUUUCAGUGCUUCAGCUGCAGAUGCCUCUGUUUUUCAAACUGGUCAUCUGAAUUUAGGGAUGGAGUGCAACAAAGAAGAGGCCUUCAGGGCGAAGGGCAUUGCAGAGAGUUUGAUGGUAAAGAAGGAGUUUCUAGCAGCCCGUAGAAUUGGACUCAAGGCCCAACAACUUUAUAAGGACUUGGAUAACAUUUCUCAGAUGCUAACUGUUUGUGAUGUACAUUGCGCUGCCGAGAAGAAAGUGUUAGGGACUGAGAUGGACUGGUACGGCAUCCUUCAGAUUGAAGAGACAGCUGAUGAGGCAACUAUCAAGAAGCAGUACAGGAAAUUUGCUCUCCAACUUCAUCCCGACAAAAAUCAGCUCCCUGGUGCAGAAUCUGCUUUUAAGUUAAUUAUGGAUGCUCAAACAGUGCUUUUAGACAAAGGAAAACGGUCCUUGCAUGAUAUUAAACGCAAAGCUUCUUUGAGUAAACCUGCACCACCAUACCGGCCCCCACAGAAGGCAACCUACAGCUCAAACUUUAGUGGCGUCAAUCCGCAUUACAGGCAAUCGCAACAACCAGCCUCUCAACGGGAUUCCUGUAAUGGCCGGCCAACUUUUUGGACUGCCUGUCCAUUUUGUACUGUAAGAUACCAGUAUUUCAUAGAAAUUAUUAACAAACCUCUUGUGUGCCAGAGUUGCAAUAUAUCCUUUGUUGCAUAUGAAAGGAAUGGACAGGGCCCUCCAACAGCAAGUAACUUAAAUCCAUCAUCAUUUCCACAAAGGAAGGAUAUCCCAAAUCGGACUGCCAGCAAAGUGGAAUUGGGACGCCAAGAAAAUCUGAGCACUGAGCCAUCUAAAACAGAGUUUCGUUCAGAAAAAGUAACUGGUAAAAGACAGAGGAAGCAAGAAGAGGAGUCCAGUGAGAGUUGCAACACUGAAACUGAUUCUGAAGAAGAACUGGUUAGUGAGGAAGAUGGUGAUUUUAAGGCUGAGGUGAAUUUUGAAUGUAAAGAAGAGUUUCCAAGGCGAUCUGGACGUCAAAAGCAGCAGGUUUCUUAUAAGGAGAAUGUGAGUGAUGAUGAAGACUUUAUGAGAGAUCAGAAAAUGGCCAAGGGGAGUGGAUCAUUCCGUGCCACUGAAGAGAAAGAAAAUGGAAUGAAGGGGGAGGGGUCUGAUAGAAAAGAUCAAUCUAGUGUAGCUGCUGAUGUGAAAGAUGGGAACAUCCGGGUACAGGAAGAAAGUAAUGGAAUAAAGGACACCAAGAACGUGAAGGGAAAAGAAAAGGUAGAGGCAAAUGGCUGUCAGAAAAAUUCUGAAGCUCCUAUUCAUUUGUCAUCAGAUUCAACCUCAGAAUCCACAUCAGUUCCUGAUUCAUAUGACUAUCCUGAUCCUGAUUUCCAUGAUUUUGACAAAGACCGGGGUGAAGGGUGCUUUUCAGUGGGGCAGGUAUGGGCUGUUUAUGAUACCGAGGAUGCCAUGCCUAGAUUUUAUGCUCGAAUCAAGAAAGUCAUUACUCCUGGGUUCAACUUGCGGAUAACCUGGCUAGAGGUAUGCCCAGAUGAUCAGAAUGAAAUUGAAUGGGUUGAGGCGGGCUUACCUGCGGCUUGUGGUAAUUUCAAAUAUGGAAAAUCCGAACGCACUGACAAGCGGCUAAUGUUUUCUCAUCCAAUUGAUUUGGAAGAAGGCGGCCAAAGAGACACUUACAAGAUAUUUCCUAGAAAGGGAGAGACUUGGGCCCUCUUCAAAAAUUGGGAUCUCAAAUGGAAAUCUGAUGCAGAUGCUCAUCAGGACUAUGAAUAUGAGUUUGUUGAAAUUUUGUCCGAAUAUGCUGAGGGUGUUGGUGCACGUGUUGCCAUGUUGGGUAAAGUGAAGGGCUUUGUGAGCCUUUUUUGUCGGAUUAGAAAGGAAGGGAUGGACGCAUUUGAAAUUCCUCCCGGUGAAAUGUUCCGGUUCUCCCACAUGAUUCCAUCGUUCAAACUGACUGGUGAGGAAAGAGAAGGUGUGCCAAUGGGAUCUUUUGAACUUGAUCCAGCUUCUUUGCCAAAAAAAAUUAUAGAGAGUGCCAAUCCUGAAGAUUACAGAGAGGAGGUUGGCAAUGCUCAUUGUCACGGAUCAUGUUCGAGAUCUUCAGACAAAGCAAAACCUGAAGUUGUGUGCGAAGCAGGUACUUCGAUGCAUCAGCCUGACACAAAGGGGACCUCUCUGCUAUCUGAGGAUGAUUGUGACAGCAUCAUGGAAGAUUGCAGUGUUGAAGAUGCUAUUGAAAUUCCAGAACCAGAAUUUUUCAACUUCGAUGCAGAGAAAUCCAUUGAAAAGUUCCAGGUCGGUCAGAUCUGGUCACUGUACAGUGACGAGGAUGGCCUGCCAAAGUACUAUGGUCAAAUUAUGAAAAUUCAUUCUGGCCAAGGUUUUGAGUUGGGUCUAAGUUGGCUUACUCCGUGUUUGCUGCCAAAAACUGUGAUUCGGUGGCAAGAUAAGGAAAUGCCUAUUUGUUGUGGAAGAUUUAAGGCAAAAAGUGGAAAAUUACAGUACUAUUCGUCCACUGGUUCCUUCUCGCAUCGAUUAACUGUAGAAUUUGCUGGUAAGAAAAAUGAAUAUACCAUUUUACCGAGGAAUGGUGAAGUUUGGGCUCUGUACAGGAAUUGGUCCCCUGAAAUUAAACAUUCUGACUUGGAGAAUUGUGAAUAUGAUGUGGUGGAAGUCCUUGAUCAAAAUGAUUUGCGGAUUAGGGUCUCACUUUUAGAACGUGCAGAUGGUUUCAACUCAGUUUUCAAGACAAAAUUAAAAGGGCAGUCGGCUCUUACACGGUCGGUUCCCUGUACUGAGCUGAUUAGGUUCUCCCAUCAAAUUCCUGCUCAUCGAUUGACAGAAGAGAGGGGUGGGAGUCUCAGAGGCUUCUGGGAACUUGAUCCUGCAGCAUUGCCAGUUCAUUAUUUUGCAUGA
Messenger RNA from Dovyalis caffra, 3021 nucleotides. The record is from the annotation of a GenBank genome assembly. Lineage: Eukaryota; Viridiplantae; Streptophyta; Magnoliopsida; Malpighiales; Salicaceae.